Molecule: messenger RNA, 2685 nt
Organism: Zasmidium cellare ATCC 36951
Lineage: Eukaryota; Fungi; Ascomycota; Dothideomycetes; Mycosphaerellales; Mycosphaerellaceae
Exons: 6
Coding region: 1-2685 (894 amino acids)
Molecular function (GO): protein binding
Source: RefSeq, a predicted model, not a curated record
AUGGCGUCCGACACCUCCAGCCAGCCGUCCAAACCGCCCAUGACCUCCCCCGAACUCGUCGCCUUCGUCAAGAAAGAGCUGGACGCCGAUGAGGAGCGCCAGGCCAAGGUUGCGUCCGCCGGCGCCGGCGAGGUCCCACGCGAGUCGCAGACCGGUUCGACGCUGGAUCUGAGCCACAAGAACAUCAGUAGCCUGCCCGUGGAGGUCAUAAUAUUAAUCAAGGACAAGGUCGAGAGGCUCGCUGUAUCGCACAACCCGCGCAUCUCUUUGCCCGUCGAAAUCUACCAAUGUGACCGCCUACGGUAUCUCAAUCUACGAUGGAACAAGUUGAGGCAGUUUCCGGACGCGGUGCUUUCGCUGCCCAAGCUGGAGAUUCUGGACAUCAGCAAAAAUGCCAUUGAGGCUAUACCGGAGGACAUAAAGCGCAUGAUCAAUCUCAAGUUCUUGGCCGUUGCGCGCAACCAGAUCAAGCGUUUGCCUCUUGCGCUGGGCGAGAUGAAUCUGGUCAAGCUUAAAUUCGACGAGAACCCGAUCGAAUUCCCUCCGCUGGAUGCUCUCAAGCCGAAUGCUGACCGUGCUGCUUCGAUGAUCGAGUCGGAGAAGGACAAAGACAUGUGCCAGCAGGUUAAACGCUUCAUGCGAGCUGCAGCAGUGAGGCAGAAGAUGCGCACUACUUCGGAGGAGGACAUGAGCGAAACCAAUGCCGAGACUCCUCGCCCACCAAGGCGUGGCGUUACCGGUGGUCGAUUUCCUGUACGGCCAAGCGUCAGCGGCAUUGAUAACUUGCCAAAUCCCAUCGGAGACUCGCCGCCAAAUAUACCACCGCCCAUUCCACAACGAUCCCAUGCUCGUGGCAUAUCGUCCAACGUUGCACCGUCCAUGGCUAAGCGCCCGCCCCUCUCGACCAUCGUCACGGGUGGGCUGGACAGCAGCAGGAGCAGAAGCGAGACAGUGGCUACCUCUGCAAACAUUCGCAACCGUCGCCAAGGCUACGUUCCACGCAAGAACGCGAACAUGAUGUCGCUGAGUGAGAUGUCAACGCAUAUGUCUGCCAGCCCGGCACCCUCCGCACCACCACCGACUGCUGCUCUAACGCCACCACAUUCUAGGGCCCCAAGCUCAGCUUCUAGCUACAGAGAUUACCUUGCUCCUGGAAGCGGUGGUGACUCCGGUGCACCAAGUCCGGUUGAUGGUCCUGUUAGCCGAGCAAACCUCUCUCGCAGACUGGCUAGCCUCCCCGAGAGUCGCAACUCGAGCCUGCCGACCAUCAACUCUAUUCGCGCGGUCAAGCGAGUAUUAUACAUGCUCUUCCAUCUUUACAGGCCCGUCGCGGACAUCACAUUACUGCUCAAAAGUGGAUCACCCAUCCGCAACCGUCGUGAAAUCCAGCUCUUCAACGCCAACUCUACAGUCGAAGACCUGGACAGGCUCAUUGUGGCUGCCAACAGCACCAUGGAGCGUAAUACCGAGAUUGACGCCACUUUGCUUGCUGAUAUUAUCCGUACCGGCAUCAAGGCCUUGCGGAAGUACAUCUCCCUUGUGAAAGAUCUCUGCCGGGAGCGACAGCACACGAUCAGACAGGUCGAUGCCUUCCAUGUGCGUUUGGUACUGAACGCAGCUCAUGGCACGAUCAUCGAGGCUCGCAACGUCUGCCAUCUUCUAGGCUUCAGGACCAAGGCUUUGUCGUCCAGAGAUACACUGCGAGUGUCGACUGCUGGCAGCAGUCGCACGGUGACGCCGACUCAACCCAGAUCCACUAGCACUCGCAGACGAGGCGCUACCAUUCUACAACCUGGCGGAAGCGUCACCAACCUCCGCGGGAUGGCACCUCCCGUACCAUUGCACAUCGGCAGUCGAAGCAAUACCAUGACUUCCAUGAGCGCCGGAGUAAUACCUCGCUCGAACGACUCCUUCAUCAAUCUGGCUUUACACAGCAAUGUACCGUCUCGCAGUAACACCAUGCGGAGUGUGACGACAGAAAGCGAUCAUGAGGAUGGCGGCGAGAAGUUGUAUCUCAAGAUGAAGCAGUGUUGCGACCUUGCUUCGCAACUGCUUCCCCCAGUGCAUUUGGACCUCGUAUCGAGAAAGCAGUUCGCCGACCGUACCGACGCCGCUUCGCCAUCUCAGUAUUACAAGUCAGCGAUCGAAAAGUGUGACUCCGUCAUUACGAACAACAACAACCUUCUGUCUCGCCUCAGAGCGAUGAAAGUCGGCGAUUCUGCCAGGCAUCAGAGAGAGCUCGCCCAGAUGAUCGAGAGCUUUGGAAGGGACUGGACCAACUUCGUCUCGGAGAUUGUAGAACUCACAAACAAAGACCUCCCUGUCGGUCACAUUCGGAAGACGCUGAAGCCUCUCCAACAUGCGGUCAAGGAAGCGAACCGAGCGGCUCUCUUGCCGGCGCAGACUUCAUCAGCAAGGCCACCACCAUCUGCUUCCAUCCAUGGUGGUUUCCCCACAGCGCUGAACACAACCAUGACGCAGACGAACAGUCAUGUGCCACCAGUACCCGCGACGCCUCUUGGCGCUGCUCUUGGCCCGGCCGUUCAGGCGACUGUGCCACCGACGCCAACCACUGCCAUCAGCUCGCCUGAGUACUAUUUUCCCGACCAGCCGCGCACUCGACCGGCGCCUGAGCGAAGCCAGACUACGCUUCCACUUCCGAGCUAUCCACGGCGUGACCGUUAA